Messenger RNA from Symbiodinium sp. CCMP2456, 390 nucleotides. The record is from the annotation of a GenBank genome assembly. NCBI's taxonomy places the organism in Eukaryota, Dinophyceae, Suessiales, Symbiodiniaceae.
AUGGAAGCCGUCACUCUGGUUCUCAUCGCGUCCCUGGUAGCGCAUCUGUACUUCUGGCCAUAUCAAGCCGACGACUGGAAUCGCGCAGAGAUCGGGCUCCUGAUCGUGAGCCUGACCAUCACAGGCAUGACCACCUGCCUCAUCGCCAACGACCUACAUUGGGCGAAGUCCACUUUGACGCAGCGCGUCCUGGUGUUCCUGAUUUGCUCUAUUGCUGGAGGAAUUUGCAUCGUCAUGCUGGUCACCUUCUCCCUGGCCUACCUGGCGGAGCGGCGCCAAAGGGCCGAGGCCAAGAAGGCGGAGGACACGUCAGCCGCCAGGCCUUUGUCACCGAGAAGGGAGUCCGCCGCUGAGCCCCGCGCUGAUGAAACAAGCACUGUAGAUGAUUAG